Molecule: messenger RNA, 624 nt
Organism: Danaus chrysippus (African queen)
Lineage: Eukaryota; Metazoa; Arthropoda; Insecta; Lepidoptera; Nymphalidae
Source: the annotation of a GenBank genome assembly
AUGCCAUACGAACCAUACCAAGAACAAUUAUUACAAAAUAACAAGUGGAAUGAAGAAGAGAAUGCAAAUUACAAGGAUUAUAAAGAUUAUAAUGAUUAUGAUGAAAAUAUCUGUGAUUGCAGCAAAUGUGGUGAUCUGAAACCCGGUUGCCUAAAUGCAUGCCCCAAUUGCAUGUCCACACCACAACCUCUCAUGCCUCAAAAUUAUUUCAUACUCCCAUUCCCAUAUCCAUACCCAAUGACGGCGAAGGAAACCGCUGCACCCGUUCAUAAAGAAACUCAAAGAACAACCACAACUACAAUCGCAACGACAACAACAACAAUAACUACAACAACAACAGAAGCUCCAACAACAAACAAAGAAACAACAGAAAUUGUUACCGAAGCAACAACUGAAACUUCUAUGGAAACUGACAUGACGAUGUCUCCAUUUCACGUGAUCUCGAAGCGACCCUACUUGAUAACGUGUCUAAGAAAAACAAAACCCAAUUGGAUGCCAAAAUACGGUAUAGUUCCUAUUUCUGAUACAUUCGCUGAAAAAAUUAUGCUUCAACUGAGAGACAUGAAAGUAUUACAUCCCCGUAGAGACGUAGCUAGAAAAGAAGCUACGUAUCCAUUACAGUAA